CCCCCCCCCCCCCCCCGAUUCGCGGCGUCUCCAGGGAGGCUCCCUCCGGGUACGCGCGGCUUGACGGAAUCACUCUGCUGCUAAUUUCGUAGCGGUUCUGGUGACACCGCUGUUUUAUUACAAGGAAGCAAUGGAGUGGCGGGUUGCUGAUAUUUUCUACUACUGCCCAAUGUGAAAGAAAGAAACUUUUACAAUGGCCCCAGGAAGCAGCAUUGUGACCGAAGUCCCUGAGUCAGACUGUGGAGAUGAUGGGCUUUCUGAGGCACUUGGGAACAUUAGGCUUGACGUAGAUUCUACAUGUAAACCAUGGUCUACAUCACUAGCCAAUGUUGCAUUAUCAUCACUGGCUGGCUUGAAUGAUCUGCUUGAAUGUCCAGUGUGUGCAAACUCAAUGCGCCCACCUAUACUUCAGUGCCCAAAUGGUCACACAAUUUGCUCUAGCUGCAAGCAUAGGGUGGAGAAUCAUUGCCCUACUUGUCGCCAGGAACUGGGAAAUAUCAGAUGCUUGGCUCUGGAAAAGGUGGCAGAACAACUUCAGCUUCCAUGCAAAUACCAAAGCAUGGGAUGUACCGAGAUUCAUCCUUACAAGAACAAGCUCAAGCACGAGGAAUUCUGCAGGUUCAGGCCGUACAAUUGUCCAUAUGCAGGUUCAGAAUGUCUGAUCACAGGUGAUGUUCCAAUGCUUGUGUCUCAUCUCAUUAAUGACCAUAAGGUGGACUUGCAUGAAGGCUGCACAUUUAACCACCGAUAUGUGAAGCCCAACCCUUACGAAGUGGAAAACGCUACAUGGAUGCUCACCGUUUUCAAGUGUUUUGGGCAGCACUUCUGCCUCCACUUCGAGGCGUUCCUUCUCGGGAUGGCGCCGGUGUACAUGGCGUUCCUGCGGUUCAUGGGCGAGGAGAGCGAGGCUGAGAACUUCGGCUACAGCCUGGAGGUAGGCGGGGGCGGGCGGAAGCUGAUGUGGCAGGGCUCGCCACGGAGCAUCAGGGACAGCCACCGGAAGGUGCGGGACAGCUACGAUGGGCUGAUCAUCCACCGGAAGAUGGCCCUCUUCUUCUCCGGCGACAAUGGGCAUGAGCUCAAGCUGCGGGUCACCGGCCGCAUCUGGAAGGAGCAAUGCCAAGCCGGUGGCACGCACUGCUUCAUGGUGAUUCCUCCAUCCUCUUACCCUGGGUGCUGAGAAGUGAGUACCAACUACCAGGCUACCACCAGCUCCAACUUUUGCUUGUUGCUUCUUCCCUUGGCUCCAUGCCUCCAUUCCAUGAUGAUGCUGGAAAAAUACUUUUGCCACGAUGGGACGCCUGUAGCCCAGACUGUCUUCCAACUUGAUUGACACGAGGUAAAAAAGGCCCUGCAAAACCUGGCUGUCAUGUUGAUGUCGAGACUUGGCUGGGCCGAGAUGGACACGUGAUCUCGAAGUGCAUGGGCUUCUUGGUCAGCUGCAGCGUGAUAUCACGGUUUUUGAUUUCACGUACACGGGUGCAGAUGUCAGUGACCGAAUGCAGAUCAAACCAUCGUCUGAAUGCAGCAGUAUGUUUCUGUUUGGCAUAGCUAAAACUUAUAAGGGUUUUUUUGAAAAGCUGUUUAUGAUUUUUGAGAAAAGUGGUUAGCAUAUGGAUUUAAUUUUCAGACUCUCAACACAUUAGCUUUUUAGAAAAGUUGAUUUCAGCCUGUUUAUCAAUUUUUAGUUUAUUUCAUCA
Messenger RNA from Phragmites australis (common reed), 1700 nucleotides. Its product is annotated as E3 ubiquitin-protein ligase SINAT2-like. The record is from RefSeq and is a predicted model, not a curated record. Gene Ontology annotation, biological process: multicellular organism development; ubiquitin-dependent protein catabolic process. Bases 194 to 1180 code for a protein of 328 amino acids. Gene Ontology annotation, molecular function: protein binding; zinc ion binding; ubiquitin protein ligase activity. Gene Ontology annotation, cellular component: cytoplasm. The transcript has 4 exons. Lineage: Eukaryota; Viridiplantae; Streptophyta; Magnoliopsida; Poales; Poaceae.